This is a messenger RNA of Coregonus sp. 'balchen', 18687 nucleotides long. The record is from the annotation of a GenBank genome assembly. Lineage: Eukaryota; Metazoa; Chordata; Actinopteri; Salmoniformes; Salmonidae.
AUGGUGUGCUCUAUUGACGCACGUACGCACCGUACACACACAGACAGAAGCACACACGUCAUAUUCCUGCUUUCACAUCGCGUAAUUAACAUCACUAUGGAUAUAGGCACUACAGUACAUCAGUCCACUCAUCAGGGAGAGAGACAUGAGGGAGAGAGGGGGAGAGAAGAGAUGGAGAUGGAGGGAGACAUGAGGGAGAGAUGGAGGGAGACAUGAGGGAGAGAUGGAGGGAGACAUGAGGGAGAGAUGGAGGGAGACAUGAGGGAGAGAUGGAGGGAGACAUGAGGGAGAGAUGGAGGGAGACAUGAGGGAGAGAUGGAGGGAGACAUGAGGGAGAGAUGGAGGGAGACAUGAGGGAGAGAUGGAGGGAGACAUGAGGGAGAGAUGGAGGGAGACAUGAGGGAGAGAUGGAGAGAGACAUGAGGAGAGAUGGAGGGAGACAUGAGGGAGAGCUGGAGGGAGACAUGAGGGAGAGAUGGAGGGAGACAUGAGGGAGAGAUGGAGGGAGACAUGAGGGAGAGAUGGAGGGAGACAUGAGGGGAGAUGGAGGGAGAAUUGAGGAGGUGGAGACAUCAUGGGAGAGAUGGAGGGAGAACAUGAGGGAGAGAUGGAGGGAGACAUGAGGGAGAGAUGGGGGGAGACAUGAGGGAGAGAUGGAGGGAGACAUGAGGGAGAGAUGGAGAGAGACAUGAGGGAGAGAUGGAGGGAGACAUGAGGAAGAGAUGGAGGGAGGGGGAGAGAAGUGUGUUUCUACAGAAACAGACAUGUUUGAUAGAGUUGCUAGCGAUCAUGUGUGGUCGAGCAGAUAUUCAAAGCCUUUCCUCAUUUGACACCACUCACUAACCCUGUGCCCCUGAAUAGGUCACAAUAACUACUUCAACUGGGUGAGAGCGGUAGAGAGAUGGAUUCAUGUCCUCUGAUUCAGUCACAGAGCAUUAGGAGGACUAUGUAGGAAUAUAAACUAUUUAUUGGAAUAGUUUAGUUUACUGUUUUUCUUUGUUUGUCCUAGUCCUGUCUGUGUCUGUAUCUCUCUUUCUCUCUCUCGCACGCUCUCUCUCUCUCUCUCUCUCUCUUUCUGUCUCUCUCUCUCUCUCUCUCUUUCUGUCUCUCUCUCUCUCUCUCUCUUUCUGUCUCUCUCUCUCUCUCUCUUUCUCUCUCUCUCUCUCUCUCUCUCUUUCUAUCGCUCUUUCUAUCGCUCUUUCUGUCUCUCUCACUCUAACUCUGUAACUGUCUGUCUGUGUGUGUGUGUGUGUGUGUGUGUGUGUGUGUAUGAAAUCCCAGAGAGUAAACUCACCAACCUAUACCAGUUAUAACUGCUAACAGACAGCAAUCACCUUACAGACUUGUACCGGAAAGAAGAGGUCGUCACGGUAACUGCAGCAGGGGGAACCAUCCAGAGCCCCCGCUUCCCUAACGCCUACCCCCGGAACCUGCAGUUGUCAUGGAAACUACUGUCUCCCCACAACACCCGCAUCACCCUGGAGUUUGACUCCCACUUUGCACUGGAGGAACCAGAGAACGAAGUCUGCAGGUGAGAGAGGGAGGAUAGGUAGAGAAAGAUUGAAGCGCCAGGGAGAGAGAAAGUUAGCUGAGUUUGUUAUGGAUGAAAAGGGAGAUUUGAGUGAAGAGAGAAGGCUGGCAUCCCUCUGAUGCGGGUAUCGACAUCUACAGAGACUAAAGAGUGGAGGGAGGGAUGAAGGUUGCUUUCUUUGCAGUAAUGAAGAAUAUGUCCUUGAGGGUGAGGAGAGAAUAUAAUUUGAAUCCCCAAACCAAAGGCAUCUGUCUUUGUAAGCACUUUAGACAAGAGAGAGGGGAGAGAAACAGAAAGAGAGAGAAUGUGAGGGAGAGAAACAGAGAGAGAGAGAGGGAGGUGACUGCUCUCCAACAAUUAUCCCUUUUCUAGUGAACAGUGAUGAUUAAUUGAUUAAUUAAAUCCAUUGAUUGACAGGUUAGUGACCCCCUCCUCUCCCCCUUCGCUUGUAGGUAUGACUUUGUGGAGGUGGAGGACAUCUCAGAGACCAGUACUAUUGUCUGGGGGAGAUGGUGUGGUCAUAGAGUCCCCCCUCAUCUCACCUCCAAAACCAACAUCCUCAAAGUCACCUUCAAGUCAGACGACUACUUCGUGGCCAAGCCUGGCUUCAAACUCCACUACUCUCUACUGGUGAGUGAACAUCAGGAUGUGACUGCAUCUCGUUCCACAAAGAUGGUGUUGAAACGUAAAGAUGUAAAGCUGGUGUUAUAACUGCCAAUUAAUCUCUUAUGUCAUCCUUAUGACAGUCUAAUGUAGUCUGUAUGACAGAGGGUUCAAGUACGGUGCUACCAAAAUCCUUCCUGAAUUAGGAGAUGACUAAACCCAUUCUUUUGAAAGAUGUCUAACUUGACAAAAGAGGAGGGAGAUGGAGGGAGGCUGAGUAUGUGCUCUUUAAAAGGCCCAGUCUGGAUGAGAAGAUUAGCUUUGUCACAACGUCAGUAGUUGGAUAGUGGAGGAAGAUUUAGAUGUGGAGAUGUUCCCUUGGUUUUCAAACACAUUAUCAUCACUGAAGAGACAGACAGGUUUUUAUUCUGCCCUUUAAAGCAUUUGACUUUAAACACACAUUAUCCCAUACCUCUCUGCACUCCUCUCCAUUCUUAAAGAUUCUGAAAGUCUCCUUCUCUCUCUCCUCUCUCUCUCCCCCCUCUCCUCUCUUACCCUCUCUAUCUCCUCUCUUCUCGCUCUCUCCUCUCUUCUCGCCUCUCCCGUCUCUCCUCUAUGCAUCCCGAUCUUUCCUCUUUUCUCUCCCUAUCUCGACAUGUCUCAACUCCCCUCGCUCACUCCUCUUCCCUUUCUCUAUAUCUCCCCCUCUCUCCUCUCUCAUCUCUCGAUCUCUCUCUCCUCCUCUCCCUCUCUCCUAUCGCUCUCCCCUCUCCUCUCCUAUACCUCCUCUCCCUCUCUCCGCUCUCCCCGCUCGCUCUAUAUCUCCUCUCUCCCCUCUCAUCUCUCGAUCUUCUCUCUCUCCUCUCUUCUCUCUCUCUCCUCUCUCUCCUCUCGAUCUCCUCUCUCUCCUCUCUUCUCUCUCUCUCCUCUCGAUCUCCCCUCUUCUCCUCUCUCUCCCCUCUCCUCUGUCUUUCGCCUGGAGAGGUAGGCAUAUGUCUGUUAUUAUUCCUACUCCACAGUGCCUCAUGUUGUUCUUUUUCAUUCCUCUGUCCUUGUGUGUAGCUGCCUGCUGUGUGUCCUCAGCACAGUGACACUGUGUGUGUGUGUUUGUGUGUGUGUGCAACACACUUUCCCAGACAGGGAAGCUGCCAUUAGAUUGGCCUCCCAGUAGCCACCUCCUAGGGCUGUGAGAGGCUUCAUUUAACAGCUCUAAUUUGUUCUGCCCUGCUGUAUAGAUAAGGUGGAGGAGAGGUAGAGAGAGAAAGAGAGGGUGGGGAGAGAAAGGUAGAGAACAGGUGUCUCAGAUCCUAUCAAGCUGACAGCCGAUAACUCCUCCAAAACAAAGAGAGAGGGAGUGUGAGGAGAGAGAGAAAGAGGGAGUGUUACAAGCGAGUGGGAGGGACUCUCAAAGAGGAACUAGACUCUAUCAGUCAUUUGUCAUCACAACCACAAACCCAACCACAAUGCAACUAUUACACAACCACAAUGCAACUAUUACACAACCACAAUACAACUUUUACACAACCACAUGCAACCAUAACACACCCACAAAACACAAACACAUACCCACAAUACAACCAUAACACAAACACAAAACAACAUAACCACAAUACAACCAUUACCAUAACACAACCACAAUACAACCACAAAACAACCAUAACACAACCACAAAACAACAAAACCACAAUACGAUAAGAUAUACUUUAUUAGUCCAUAUGUGAUGGAAAUGUGUCUUCUGCUUUAACCCAACCCCUCCAAUAUAUACACACACACACACACACACACACACACACACACACACACACACACACACAUUCACACAAGCACAACAACAUGACCAUGACCCUGACUGAAUGCUGCAGUGCUUUUCUUAAUUUCCUUAACGAGGAAUCCUCCAGAACCAGGCGGGAAUAUGAUUCAGGAACACUACUCUGUUCCCGGAGACUCCCAGAUGUUGCCAGGCUCUGCAGCUAUUCUGGGACCCACUAAGGUUUUCCCAUAAAUACAUAAAUAGAUAUUCCCAGUAAACCAACACCGUCUGUGGCAAAACGAUACUAAAAGCAUAAUAAUCCCCUCCAGAAAUAUCAUGUCUGAGAGGAGGUCUUACUGACACGUUAUUAGUAGCAGGAGCAUGGAAACAUACUAAAGAAACACAAGUCAAUUAUGGCAAUAUACCUUUUUAUGGCAAUAUCUGUUAUUUAUCUUUUCACCCUGAAAGCACUGCUUCCCAAACCCUUCUUACCCUGUGACCAUCUGAAACCUUUCCUACCCAGGAGGACCUAGUCUAGUGUGCCACGACUCUCCAGCUACCAGACGUGGCUUCAUGUCCCCGUUGACCUACUCUGUAAACUCUAAAGGCACUGUAAACUGUUCUUCCUAUUAAAAGUCCCAGGUGCGUGUGUGGCCCAGGCCCAGCUGUCCCUGCAUUCCCCUCUGAAGCACAGGACUGUGGGACAGUUUACUGAAUCUGAUGGCUUAUGACCUAAUAAGGUCAGAUGCUAACUCUGAUACACAUCUGGGGCUGCUGCAGGGGCCACACACACACACACACACACACACACACAUACACACACUACUCAUUUAUGAGACUCAUAGCAAAGAGGAAGUCUACACACAACACAAGCUCACUACCGCAGCUGUGGAUGAAGUCAGAGGGGUUCCUGUCAAAGCACGUGUGGGUUGCACACGAGAAACAGACGCUGUAAAACAAAAGAUCAGACUGCAUGUUAUGCAGAUGUAUAGUUGUUCCCUCAGGGUCACUUUGAACUUAAUUUAACAGAGCUGAAGGUAAACCAGUAAACAGGGUCUGUGGUGGACCGCUCUAUGAACUGCAGCCUGUGUUUUUAGGAGAGGCAUUACACAGAAGAUCAACCAGCAGCAGGUGCACAUCUGCAAGGGGUGUGUUCACAAAUCACCUUUCACAAACAGUUGAGGGUGGUGGCUCUCCUCUCCUCUACAUAGAGCACCUCAUCUCUCUGUCUGAUGAAGGGGUCGGGGAGGAGAACAGGGCCCAGAUUCACAAAAACCUUCUUAAGAAGACAUUUCUUCUUAACUGCCAUUGUUUUCUACACAAUAGACUUAUGAAGAAAGUUAAGCAAAGCUGCUAUUCCUCAAAAAUGUUAUUGGAAUUGUUCUUGCGUUAUUUCUUAUUUUUCUCCUUUAGCAAACCGUUAAGAAGAAAUUAGAUUCUUGAAAAUGUGUUCUUAAUUCCAAGAUAGCUAAACUCAGGGCAGAGAGAAUAAGCUCAUGAAAGCAAUUGAACAUGUUUAAUUCACUCACAAACUUAAUCUGAAAGUUUCAGUAUUGAUUAUUUUUAACCAAGAAGAUGUUUUAGAACAGUAAUCUCAGUAGGAAAUAUGCUAACAUGAUUGCCAUUGCUAGCUAGAUAGCUAGCUAAAAAGGUUGCCUAGCAACACAUCUUAAGAAGAUUCAUAAGAAGAUAUUUGAGAAGUUUGUAAGAAAAUCAUUACAUCUUAAGAUAUUGUUGAGGAAAAGUCUUUAGAACUUAUUUUUUUCUCUUAAGAAGCUUCUUAAGUUUUUGUGUAAGAAGUGUUUUGUGAAUCUGGGCCCAGGAGAGGAAUGCUGCUCAACCAUUAGGGACUGUCUGUGAACUCUUCUCAGCACUUUGUAGCAAACUCCCAUUAGCACAAUGUUAGACAGAUGAAUUCUGAUCCAACACAGACAGACAGACAUGUCCUGACCAACUCCUGAUCCCAUCACCUGGAAUUAAACCAGGGAUUAUCCUGAUGUUAUCCUGAUGUUCUGACAGGAGUUAUGUAAAUGCACCAGAAUAACCCAAAUACCACUCCUUCAUUAUCUCUCUCCUUCCUUCCUCCAGGAUGAUUCUCCUCCUACAGCAUCCAAGACUAACUGGGAGGCUGUGACCCUGAUGGUGAGUUAGACAUGCAAGCAUGCUCCACACACACAUGCACACACACCUGCACUUACUCAGGAGAAGAGGGGGACUGACUGCAGGUGAGACUCUAAGGUCCCCUGGCCCCUCACAGCCCAGUGUCAGACCCCCUGACCCUCCUGAUCAGCAGUAGGAACAACUCCUGGUCCCAGCAUGGAGAUAGAUAGAGGGCUCUAGUGCCCAGUCAUUAGGCUGAUUAAAAGAUCAAGGUUGUCCCCUGACCUUUGUAAACCUUUCACAGGCACAGUUCAGAGGGCAGCUCAGAUACUGGUGCUGAGCAGUCCAUAGACACACACACAUAUGUCACAUAGACACACUAGAACUCUCUCAAAGACUUAAGAGGACCUUGUGUCCCUGCUCUGAACUUUUGACCCCCCCACCUCCCUCUCCUCCCCUCCUCCAGGAGGACGGUCUGUCAGUGUUGGCUCCAGCGGUGACUGAUGUUCCUCUGACGGCAGCAGCAUUGGACCAGACCAUAGCAGCCUUCAACACAGUGGAACAGCUCCUCCGCCACCUCAACCCUGACAGCUGGAGACAGGACCUGGACAGCUUGUACAGAGAGACAGCCAUGUACAGACCCCGGGCCUACCACCACAACAGCAGACAGAACAAGAGUAAUAACACACACACACACAGGAGCUUACACACACAAAUAAAAGUAAUUUCAAAGGAGGACAUAUUGUGGUCUGUGCUUCAGUGAAGGGAGACCUUGAUAGCACAAAGACUUGAGCCUUCCUCCUUCCCUUGCACCAAGAUGUGUGAGUGUGAGUUUCUUAGUCUGCCAGUACAAAACCUUCAAGGUGAACCUGGGGAAAAUGAGAGAAGCUAAAUAUUCCCCCCAAAAUAAAAUAAUAAUGUGGUCCUCUGUAGCUCAGCUGGUAGAGCACGGCGCUUGUAACGCCAAGGUAGUGGGUUCGAUCCCCGGGACCACCCAUACACAAAUAAAUGUAUGCACGCAUGACUGUAAGUCGCUUUGGAUAAAAGCGUCUGCUAAAUGGCAUAUUAUUAUUUAUAAUAAUUCUCCCAGCUCUUAUAGGGAGACUGGGGCUUGUCGGCAAGCGUAUGUGAGAGUGGUGUAUGUGUGUGUGGUGGAGGGGAAGGUGUGUGAGCAUGAGUGGUGUGUGUGUGUGUGUGUGUGUGUGUGUGUGUGUGUGUGUGUGUGGUGGAGGGGAAGGUGUGUGAGGUUUGUCUCUGUUGCUGCUUGUUGUAGUUGGUCAGAGGUCAGCACAUCUCUUUCCUCCCUCUCAGAGAAAACACAUUGACACUGAGACUGUGUUCAACAGACUGGACCAGACACAUCACAACACUGACUGUGUUCAACAGACUGGACCAGACACAUCACAACACUGACUGUGUUCAACAGACUGGACCAGACACAUCACAACACUGACUGUGUUCAACAGACUGGACCAGACACAUCACAACACUGACUGUGUUCAACAGAUUGGACCAGACACAUCACAACACUGAGACUGUGUUCAACAGAUUGGACCAGACACAUUAACACUGAGACUGUGUUCAACAGACUGGACCAGACACAUCACAACACUGACUGUGUUCAACAGACUGGACCAGACACAUCACAACACUGACUGUGUUCAACAGAUUGGACCAGACACAUCACAACACUGACUGUGUUCAACAGAUUGGACCAGACACAUCACAACACUGACUGUGUUCAACAGACUGGACCAGACACAUCACAACACUGACUGUGUUCAACAGACUGGACCAGACACAUCACAACACUGACUGUGUUCAACAGACUGGACCAGACACAUCACAACACUGACUGUGUUCAACAGACUGGACCAGACACAUCACAACACUGACUGUGUUCAACAGACUGGACCAGACACAUCACAACACUGAGACUGUGUUCAACAGACUGGACCAGACACAUCACAACACUGACUGUGUUCAACAGACUGGACCAGACACAUCACAACACUGACUGUGUUCAACAGAUUGGACCAGACACAUUAACACUGAGACUGUGUUCAACAGACUGGACCAGACACAUUGACACUGAGACUGUGUUCAACAGACUGGACCAGACACAUUAACACUGAGACUGUGUUCAACAGACUGGACCAGACUCAUCACAACACUGUCACUCGCCUCGUUCUCUGUCGUGUCCUGUAUUUCCUCAUCACACCCUUCCCUUCUUAUUAGUUUCUCUCCCCUUCUUCCCUCACUUUCUUGCCUCCUUUAUUUCCUCCUCUCUCCUCUCCUUCUCCCCUCUUUUUUCCCCACACUCUCUCUCUUCUUUCCACACAGUCUCUCUCUCUCUCUUUUUCCAUACUCCCUCUCCUUUUCCUCUCUCUCUCUCUCUCUCUCUCUCUCUCUCUCUCUCUCUCUCUCUCUCUCUCUCUCUCUCUCUCUCUCUCUCUCUCUCUCUCUCUCUCUCUCUCUCGCUCUCUCUCGCUCUCUCUCUCUCGCUCUUUCCUUCUUUCGCUCUCUCCACCUGAGGUAACUCCUGUUCCUGAGGUAACUCCUGUUUCUGAGGGACUUCCUGUUUCUGAGUAAAUAGUUGGGCUUGGCUAAGACUCUGACUACUGUCAGCAACUCCUAUGCGUGUGUGUUGGGUUUAUGUAUCUCCAUACAGAGCUUAGAGUGUGUGAACAUCCGUGUUUGUGUAUGUAGGUUUUUUCAUGUGUGUAUGGUUCUGCGUGUGUGGACAAUUGUGUGCGUCUGUGUAUGUGUGCAUCUGUGUUUGUGUUCGUGUGUGUCUUUGGCAAGAUGGCGCCAAUAGACAUGGCAGCUCUGAUUCUAGCUCCUAAGCAACUUUGCAGUAGAUCUUUUUUUGGUGUGUGUUAUUUCUUACAUUAUUAGCACAAAGUUUUGUGUGUUAUUACAUACAGCCGGAAAUAACUUUUGGAUAUCAGAGCGGCGGUAACUCACCAGCAUUCUGACCAGAAAACCGACUUUCCCAAAUUAGAUCCUUUGUUCGUACCCCCCAAGGCAAUUUAACUUAUCCCAGAGGCUGCGCCAAGACGCCGCCAGUGGAGAAGAGGUAUUCGGAGUGGACUCAGGAGGUGUUCACACCAUCCACCGCUUCCGAGUAUAUUACUCGCUAAUGUUCAGUCCCUGGACAAUAAAGUAGACAAGCUCAGGGCGAGGAUCUCCUUCCAGAGAGACAUCAGGGACUGUAACAUACUCUGUUUCACGGAAUCAUGGCUCUCUCUGGAUAUACUGUCCCCGUCCAUACAGCCAGCUGGGUUCUCAGUACAUAGUGCAGAUAGGAAUAAAGACGGAGGUGUAUGUUUCAUGAUUAACUGCUCAUGGUGUGAUUUGUGGUAACGUACAGGAACUCAAGUAAUUUUGUUCUCCAAAUCUGGAAUACCUCACCAUCAAAUGCCGACCGUAUUACCUCCCAAGAUAAUUUUCUUUGGUUAUCGUCACAGCCAUGUAUAUUCCCCCUCAAGCCGAUACCACGACGGCCCUCAAGGAACUACACUGGACUUUGUGCAAACUGGAAACCGCAUAUCCUGAGACCGCAUUAAUUGUUGCUGGGGACUUUAACAAAGCAAAUCUGAGGAAAACGCUACCGAAGUUCUAUCAACACAUUGCCUGUGGUACUCGUGCUUAAAAAACUCCAGCCCAUUGUUACUCCCCCUUCCGGGAUGGCUGUAAGGCCAUCCCCCGCCCUCCCUUCAGCAAAUCAGAUCACUCAAACAGGAAGUUCCCUUGCUAAGGUCUAUUCAACGCUGGUCUGACCAAUCAGAAGCCAUGCUUCAAGAUUGUUUUGAUCAUGCCGAAUGGGAUAUGUUCCGGGUUGGCCCUGAGAAUAACAUUGACAUAUACGCUGACUGAGUUCAUCAGGAAGUGUGUAGGGGAUUGAUAGAUUUGUAUGUGUAAAGUAAUGACUAAAGUGUUUCCACCCCAAUACUGUAUACAUGUGUAAACUGUGUUAGUUAUAAGACAAUAAAACCACUAACAGGGAAGAUGGGUAGAAACUGUUGGAGAUGAACAUUCCAUAGUAAGGGGGACCUAGAAACUGCUGAAAUAAACAUUCUAUACUGUGGAAAGUCACAGGCCGCCUAAAGGUGGGCGGAGCAAAGUUCCUUUGUGUGAAAGCAUAUAAAAAGGCUGUGUGUGUUUUUAGCGCCAGAGCUCUCAUGAAUAAAAAGACUGACCUAUUGCAGAACGGGACUUUGUUUCAUUCAUUAUUAAACCAGAGCCUUACACCCUCUGGGAAUUAUUCAAAGCUUGAGUGCAACCAUUGAGAUAACAGAAUUCUCAUGACAGGGAUGUUGUUCCCACUGUGACUGUUAAAACCUACCCAAACCAAAAACCGUGGAUAGCAUUCGUGCAAAACUGAAAGCGCAUUUAACCACGGCAAGGUGACUGGGAAUAUGGUUGAAUACAAACAGUAAGACAAGCAAACAGGGGAAAAAGGUCAGUACAGAGACAAAGUGGAGUCGCAAUUCAACGGCUCAGACACAAGACAUAUUUGGCAGGGACUCCAGACAAUCACGGAUUGGGAAAACCAGCCACGUCUCAGACACCGAUGUCUGCUUUGAGGAUAACAGUGCCACCGACGCGGGCUGCUCCCGAGGACUGUGGGUACUUGUUCUCCAUGGCCGACGUGAGUAAGACAUUGAAGCGUGUUAACCCUCGCAAGGCUGCCGGCUCAGACGGCUUCCCUAGCCAUAUCCUCAGUGUUUACGGACAUAUUUAAUCUCUCCCUAUCCCAGUCUGCUGUCCCCACUUGCUUCAAGAUGUCCACCAUUGUUCCGGUACCCAAGAAAGUAAACGUAACUGAACUAAAUGACUAUCGCCCCAUAGCACUCACUUCUGUCAUCAUGAAGUGCUUUGAGAGGCUAGUUAAGGAUCAUAUCACCUCCACCUUACCUCACACCCUAGACCCACUUCAAUUUGCAUACUGCCUCAAUAGAUGCCAUCGCACUGCACACUGCCCUAUCCCAUCUGGACAAGAUGAAUACCUAUGUAAGAAUGCGCUUCAUUGACUACAGCUCAGCCUUCAACACCAUAGUACCCUCCAAGCUCAUCAUUAAGUUUGGGGCCCUGGAUCUGAACCCAGCCCUGUGCAACUGGGUCCUGGACUUCCCGACGGGCCGCCCCCAGGUGUUGAAGGUAGGAAACAACACCUCCACUACGCUGAUCCUCAACACAGGGGCCCCACAAGGGUGCGUACUCAGCCCCCUCCUGUACUCCCUGUUCACCCAUGACUGCGUGGCCAUGCACUCCUCCAACUCAAUCAUCAAGUUUGCAGACGACACAACAGUAGUAGGCCUGAUUACCAACAAUGAUGAGACAGCCUACAGGGAGGAGGUGAGGGCCUUGGCGGAGUGGUGCCAGGAAAAUAACCUCUCCCUCAACAUAAAAAAAAAAAAAAAAAACGAAGGAGCUGAUCAUGGACUUCAAGAGACAGCGGAGGGAGCACGCCCCCAUCCACAUCGACGGGCCGCAGUGGAGAAGGUGGAAAGCUUCAAGUUCCUCGGUGCACACAUCACUAACAUACAUACAAUGGGGGAAAAAAGUAUUUAGUCAGCCACCAAUUGUGCAAGUUCUCCCACUUAAAAAGAUGAGAGAGGCCUGUAAUUUUCAUCAUAGGUACACGUCAACUAUGACAGACAAAUUGAGAAAAAGAAAUCCAGAAAAUCACAUUGUAGGAUUUUUUAUGAAUUUAUUUGCAAAUUAUGGUGGAAAAUAAGUAUUUGGUCACCUACAAACAAGCAAGAUUUCUGGCUUUCACAGACCUGUAACUUCUUCUUUAAGAUGCUCCUCUGUCCUCCACUCGUUACCUGUAUUAAUGGCACCUGUUUGAACUUGUUAUCAGUAUGAAAGACACAUGUCCACAACCUCAAACAGUCACACUCCAAACUCCACUAUGGCCAAGACCAAAGAGCUGUCAAAGGACACCAGAAACAAAAUUGUAGACCUGCACCAGGCUGGGAAGACUGAAUCUGCAAUAGGUAAGCAGCUUGGUAUGAAGAAAUCAACUGUGGGAGCAAUUAUUAGGAAAUGGAAGACAUACAAGACCACUGAUAAUCUCCCUCGAUCUGGGGCUCCACGCAAGAGCUCACCCCGUGGGGACAAAAUGAUCACAAGAACGGUGAGCAAAAAUCCCAGAACCACACAGGGGGACCUAGUGAAUGACCUGCAGAGAGCUGGGACCAAAGUAACAAAGCCUACCAUCAGUAACACACUACGCCGCCAGGGACUCAAAUCCUGCAGUGCCAGACGUGUCCCCCUGCUUAAGCCAGUACAUGUCCAGGCCCGUCUGAAGUUUGCUAGAGUGCAUUUGGAUGAUCCAGAAGAGGAUUGGGAGAAUGUCAUAUGGUCAUAUGAAACCAAAAUAUUACUUUUUGGUAAAAACUCAACUCGUCGUGUUUGGAGGACAAAGAAUGAUGAGUUGCAUCCAAAGAACACCAUACCUACUGUGAAGCAUGGGGGUGGAAACAUCAUGCUUUGGGGCUGUUUUUCUGCAAAGGGACCAGGACGACUGAUCCGUGUAAAGGAAAGAAUGAAUGGGGCCAUGUAUCGUGAGAUUUUGAGUGAAAACCUCCUUCCAUCAGCAAGGGCAUUGAAGAUGAAAUGUGGCUGGGUCUUUCAGCAUGACAAUGAUCCCAAACACACUGCCCGGGAAACGAAGGAGUGGCUUCGUAAGAAGCAUUUCAAGGUCCUGGAGUGGCCUAGCCAGUCUCCAGAUCUCAACCCCAUAGAAAAUCUUUGGAGGGAGUUGAAAGUCCGUGUUGCCCAGCGACAGCCCCAAAACAUCACUGCUCUAGAGGAGAUAUGCAUGGAGGAAUGGGCCAAAAUACCAGCAACAGUGUGUGAAAACCUUGUGAAGAAUUACAGAAAACGUUUGACCUGUGUCAUUGCCAACAAAGGGUAUAUAACAAAGUAUUGAGAAACUUUUGUUAUUGACCAAAUAGUUAUUUUCCACCAUAAUUUGCAAAUAAAUUCAUUAAAAAUCCUACAAUGUGAUUUUCUGGAUUUUUUUUUCUCAUUUUGUCUGUCAUAGUUGACGUGUACUUACGAUGAAAAUUACAGGCCUCUCUCAUCUUUUUAAGUGGGGGAACUUGCACAAUUGGUGGCUGACUAAAUACUUUUUUCCCCCACUGUAUAUGCAACCAAUAAGAUUUGAUUUGAUCUGUAUGUGUGUGUGUGUUGCGGCACUAGCAGGGUUGCUGCAUGUCUUUGGUAGGCUGUACCCACAUCAGACUCUAAUUGGAAAUUCAACCUGUGCAGCCGAGCAGAAAUGUUCCCUAGUCAGCACCUAGCUUUGUUUUCAUUAACACACACACAUAUAGACACACACACACACACACACACUCCUGUCUCUCACCUUUGUUUUCAAUAAGGUGGUGGGGAACAAAACAAUCUUAAUGCUCUCCUCAAGCCAUGUUAUCAAGGAACGCAGAGCUAAGCCUCUUCCUGGUGUACAGAACCCAGUAACCCUGCUUACACACACUCACAUACGGACACACACUCACACAUACGGACACACACACUCACACAUACUUUACACCUGCUCACACACACACACACACACACACACACACACACACACACACACACACACACACACACACUAUUCAUUUUCUCUGGAGUGUGUGAGUGACAUACUCAUUCUGUUCGGCGCGCUCUCUCAGAGACAGUAUCAGAGCAGUGUUCCACACCACUGCCUUUUGUAGAUUACACUCAUUCUCCUAGAACACCCCUACACGCACACACGCCCCCUGCCCUGUUGUACAACAUUAGGACAGUACAGGGUCUGUCAGCUCGGUGAAUCUAUGGAGCAUAAAGCUGCUGUCUCGACAGCCAGGUCACUCACGAUCCAAGGCGAAAUUCGACAUCUGUCCAGGUACCCUGGAUGUCGGGAGAUGGCUUAAAAAACGCCCACUAGGGGCAACGGUGAGCGCUAUUACCAAUAGUAGGGUGUUGUGGCCGUAAGCCGAAGCUCCGGCUCUGAGGGUCUUGUGUUCAUUUGACUUUUAGAGAAACUUCGAAAUGUGAUGUUUGGACAAACAUCGGAAUAUGAAGUCAAAUUGGUAAAACCCUGAGAUCUUGUUGGUCUCAAUGCAUCAUUUCUCACUCUCUGAUAGGCUAGCUGGAGCCCCCGCCACAGCACUUACACCCAUCCUCUCAUAUCUACAUGAUGUGGUAUUAGGGUUGAUAACUGCUACUGUAGAAGCUGUUCCGUCUGUUUCCAAUGGUGUCCUGAUUUAGCCUUUGCACGCAUGCUCACACACACACACACAACCGUACACACGUACGCAUGCGCACACACACACAUACAGUAUGCUGCCCAUAGGGCCUAGGCUGACUGGUUUGCUUGCUAGCACGCUAACCAACACUCCAGGAAAAGCCUAUUGCUUGCUAGCACGCUAACCAACACUCCAGGAAAAGCCUAUUGCUUGCUAGCACGCUAACCAACACUCCAGGAAAAGCCUAUUGCUUGCUAGCACGCUAACCAACACUCCAGGAAAAGUCUGCCUACACAGACACACUACACAUGGAUUAGAGAUCUUACUGUCUGUGACACACACACACACACACACACACACACACCUAGCAGACACCAACCCCGUCUCUUCCUUAUUCUUUUUCUGUUAUGUCUUCUUUCUUUGACUCUGCAACUGAUAAUGCUUAAGUGCUAGGAAAAUGCAUUCUCUAUAUGGUCAAAACACAAAACCAAUCAAUUGAACCACUUACAUGAAACAAUCAAGAUUAGUUUUCUUGAACAAUUGUUUAUUGAUUAUCAAUGUCAUUUAAUAUUCUCUCCCACCUACAACCCUCCCCCUCUCUAUUCACCCCUCCCCUGUCUAUUCACCCCUCCCCUCUCUAUUUACCCCUCCCCCCUCUAUUCACCCCUCGCCUCUUUAUUCACCCCUCCCCUCUCUAUUCACCCCUCCCCUGUCUAUUCACCCCUCGCCUCUCUAUUCACCCCUCCCCUCUCUAUUCACCCCUCCCCUCUCUAUUCACCCCUCCCCUCUCUAUUCACCCCUCCCCUCUCUAUUUACCCCUCCCCCCUCUAUUUACCCCUCCCCCCUCUAUUCACCCCUCGCCUCUUUAUUCACCCCUCCCCUCUCUAUUCACCCCUCCCCUCUCUAUUCACCCCUCCCCUCUCUAUUCACCCCUCCCCUCUCUAUUCACCCCUCCCCUCUCUAUUCACCCCUCCCCUCUCUAUUCAACCCUCACCUCUCUAUUUACCCCUCCCCUCUCUAUUUACCCCUCCCCUUCUCAUUCAGUUCCAUUAAUUUACAUUCAGAUGCUUUGUUGAAAUAAAACAAUGUUGCCAAUAUAGUUAAUGCAAAGGUAUUAACUGUAAAUACAAAUUGCAAUCAGCAAUCAAUGAUGUUCCCUCCUCCGCUUCUCCCUCCCUCCCUCUCUCCCCCAUAGUUGACCUGGACCGUCUGUAUGAUGACGUGAAGCGCUACAGCUGUACACCUCGGAACUACUCUGUCAACCUGAGGGAGGAGCUGAGGGCCACCAACGCCGUGUUCUUCCCACGAUGCCUACUGGUGCAGCGCUGUGGGGGGAACUGUGCCUGUGGGACGGACAGCUGGAACGGCUGUACCUGCAGCCCGGCCAAGACCAGUGACAAACUACACGAGGUACAUACACCAUGCCCUGUUAUGUAGCAUUAGGAACGGCUGUGGUACGGAUGUACCUGACAGACUGUAGGCCUAGCACUACAUCAACAAUCAGACAGCACUGCAGUACCAGUCUAUCUCUCCCUCCUUUUCACCUCUUCUGUCGUCUCUCUCUCUCUUCUGUCAUGGAAACGUUGUCUGGAAGCAUCUGCCUCUGUUUAUGCUGCAGGGGUUUGGGUUUGUUCGGUGUGGUAGUCAUUUCCUGUCUCCUAUCUGUAGCCUCCCUCUAACACGUUGACCAAAUAAGAUUAAGAUCAUAUUAUUUGUCAAUUGUACACAAGGUCCAAACCGAAAUUUGACUUCUACUUUAUCCCAACCCCUCUGAAAGACACAUGUACAUAUAGAGGUUGGAGCAGGGGACUGUUACAUACAGUUGAAGUCGGAAGUUUACAUACACCUUAGCCAAAUACAUUUAAACUCAGUUUUUCACAAUUCUUGACAUUUAAUCCUAGUAAAAAUUCCCUAUCUUAGGUCAGUAAAGAUCACCACUUUAUUUUAAGAAUGUGAAAUGUCAGAAUAAUAGUAGAGAGAAUGAUUUAUUUCAUCACAUUCCCAGUGGUUCAGAAGUUUACAUACACUCAAUUAGUAUUUGGUAGCAUUGCCUUUCAAUUGUUUAACUUGGGUCAAACGUUUCGGGUAGCCUUCCACAAGCUUCCCACAAUAAGUUGGGUGAAUUUUGGCCCAUUCCUCCUGACAGAGCUGGUGUAACUGAGUCAGGUUUGUAGGCCUCCUUGCUCGCACACGCUUUUUCAGUUCUGCCCACACAUUUUCUAUAGGAUUGAGGUCAUGGCUUUGUGAUGGCCACUCCAAUACCUUGACUUUGUUGUCCUUAAACCAUUUUGCCACAAUUUUGGAAAUAUGCUUGGGGUCAUUGUCCAUUUGGAAGACCCAUUUGCGACCAAGCUUUAACUUCCUGACUGAUGCCUUGAGAUGUUGCUUCAAUAUAUCCACAUAGUUUUCCUUCCUCAUGAUGCCAUCUAUUUUGUGAUGUGAACCAGUCCCUCCUGCAGCAAAGCACCCCCACAGCAUCAUGCUACCACCCCCGUGCUUCACGGUUGGGAUGGUGUUCUUCGGCUUGCAAGAACCCCCUUUUUCCUCCAAACAUAACUAUGGUCAUUAUGGCCAAACAGUUCUAUUUUUGUUUCAUCAGACCAGAGGACAUUUCUCAAAAAAGUACGAUAUUUCUCCCCAUGUGCAGUUGCAAACCGUAGUCUGGCUUUUUUAUGACGGUUUUGGAGCAGUGGCUUCUUCCUUGCUGAGCAGCCUUUCAGGUUAUGUCGAUAUAGGACUUGUUUUACUGUGGAUAUAGAUACUUUUGUACCUGUUUCCUCCAGCAUCUUCACAAGGUCCUUUGCUGUUGUUCUGGGAUUGAUUUACGUUCAUCUCAAGGAGACAGAAUGUGUCUCCUUCCUGAGCGGUAUGACGGCUGCGUGGUCCCAUGGUGUUGAUACAUGCAUACUAUUGUUUGUACCGAUGAACGUGGUACCUUCAGGCGUUUGGAAAUUGCUCCCAAGGAUGAACCAGACUUGUGGAGGUAAAAAAAUAAAAUAAUCUGAGGUCUUGGCUGAUUUCUUUAGAUUUUCCCAUGAUGUCAAACAAAGAGGCACUGAUUUUGAAGGUAGGCAUUGAAAUACAUCCAUAGGUACACCUCCAAUUGACUCAAAUUAUGUCAAUUAGCCUAUCAGAAGCUUCUAAAGCCAUGACAUAAUUUUCUGGAAUUUUCCAAGCUGUUUAAUCGCACAGUCAACUUAGUGUAUGUAAACUUCUGACCCACUGGAAUUGUGAUACAGUGAAUUAUAAGUUAAAUAAUCUAUCUCUAAACAAUUGUUGGUAAAAUUACUUGCACAAAGUAGAUGUACUAACCGACUUGCCAAAACUAUAGUUUGUUAACAAGACAUUUGUGGAGUGGUUGAAAAACGAAGUUUUAAUGACUCCAACCUAAGUGUAUGUAAACUUCCGACUUCAACUGUACAUAUAGAGGUUGGAGCAGGGGACUGUUACAUUUGGAGAGGUUGGAGCAGGGGACUGUUACAUACAUAUAACGGCUGGAGAGGUUGGAACAGGGGACUGUUACAUACAUAUAACGGCUGGAGAGGUUGGAACAGGGGGCUGCCACACUGGAAGCCAGUGGAGCAGGUGUUGUGGGGGUUUAGUGCCUUGCACAAGGGCAUAACGGGCAGCAAUGGCAUUUAGGAUUUGAUACCAGCAACCCUCCGGUUGCCAGCUCACAUCCCAAUAGAUUUUUCCAGUCAAACCCCAGAUUCAAAAUGGCAACACUCCGGUUGAUGGCUCUCCUCGCUAACCGCUAGGGUUAACAGAACCCUCCUCCCCAGUGUGUGUGUGUGUGUGAGAACAGACUGUGAAUAUAGCUGUUAUGAGGUUUGAUACAGGAGGGAGGGAGGGAGGGGAUAACUAUUAGAUAGGGGAUAAUUAUUAGACGGGAUAACUAUUAGACAGGGGAUAGCUAUUAGACAGGGGAUAGCUAUUAGACGGGGGAUAGCUAUUAGACGGGGGAUAACUAUUAGACAAGAUGUUAGCAAGCCAACAUGCAUCUCAUUGUUUUCCAUUGAAGUCAUUUUCUCCCCUCUCCUCUCCUUGCCCCUCCCCUCCCCUCUCCUCUCCUUGCCCCUCCCCUCUCCUCUCCUUGCCAUCUCCCCUCUCCUCUCCUUGCCAUCUCCCCCACCUCUCUUGUAUUUUUUCCUCUCUCACUUCUCCUCCCCCCUCUCCUCUUCUCCAUCACGCCCCUCUAGGUGUUGAAGUAUGCUCCUGAGGUGGGAGGUUAUUUGCGACGUCAGACAGCUCGUGUCCGCUGGGCCCUAGAGGAGGUCCACUUGACGCACCACGAGCGCUGCGACUGUGUUUGUCCCUCCAGACCACCCCGCUGAGAGACAAUGGGACAAGGGGACACAGCUCUGGGACUAACUGCUGUUUAUAUCUCCAUCUCUCGCUCUCUCGCUCUCUCUCUCGCUCCACUGCCAUCCAUCCACAUACCAACCUGUUACAAACGUAGU